Messenger RNA from Penicillium canariense, 1542 nucleotides. RefSeq names its product Iwr1 domain-containing protein. Gene Ontology annotation, biological process: protein import into nucleus. Gene Ontology annotation, cellular component: cytoplasm. The transcript has 3 exons. Bases 1 to 1542 code for a protein of 513 amino acids. Lineage: Eukaryota; Fungi; Ascomycota; Eurotiomycetes; Eurotiales; Aspergillaceae. The record is from RefSeq and is a predicted model, not a curated record.
AUGACCCUCCCGCCAGAGCAAAUUAACAUCAAGCGCCGCCGUGAGGAAGAGCCCGUGGAAACACUUUAUAUCCAAUCCGCGCUGCACCAGACCAAGCGUCGUUUCACGGACUAUGUCUUUCAGCGCGUCACGAUCAGUAGCAAGGACGGUGAUGACUCCCAGUCCCCUCCAGGAAAUCCGGCUGCCCAGCGCCUCCUGCGCAGCCCGCGGUCCGUGAGCAGCUUGCAUGUUCCCAACCGCCGCGCGGCACAGGCGAUCUCAGCCAGCGGCGUGCCACUGGUUCGUGCUACGUCUCCAGGUGCAGAGAUCCGCGAAGCGCAGCGCAUGGCCGCUGAGCGAAAAGACGCCGAGGAGCAGCGCCAGCGAGCGCUCCAGCCACAGCGCGGUAUGGGGCAGCCCGCUCCUGUCACGGGUCUCACUUUAGGAGAGCAAAACCCUCCGUCUGUGAUAUCCUUGUCGACUCCCGUGCAGUCCGUGCGCCGCUUCCAGAUUUCAAGAUCUAACAGUUCGAGCCUGGGCUCCCCCCGCAGCGCCGGCGGCAUCCAGAAGCGUCGCGCGGAUGGCGCAGUCCCGGGUGUGGCCGUUCUCGUCGAACAGCUGCGGCGCCAGCCACACUCGCGGCAGGCCUCGAUGGUGGCGGAUCUGGUGGGGGUACGACCCGAGGAAUUGCCCACGACCCCCGUCAAACCCAGGAAACGGCCUGUCGUGAACCAGGCCGAGAAGCGGUGGCGCGAGGAGCGAAAGAGCGCUAUCUCCGCUGCGAAGCAGCAUCUUGCCGAGACACUGGAGAAGUCUGCACAGGCGAAGGAGAGUACGUGGGAUGAGGAAACGGAUCGUCUCGCGAAGGAAUUCGAGCAGGUUGCGCUCGAGCUGGAGCAGGAGCAGAAUAUGGAUGUGGAUGACCAUGACCAUGGCACGGACUUCACCCAGACCGCGCAGCAGCAGCAGUACAAGCACAUACCCGUGGCCCCGCCUAAGCCGAUGAAAUACCAGCCCCGUCCGCCGAAACAGCCCCGUGCUGUGCCGCAGCAACCAGCGCCAGAGACGGAGGUGGAGGAUGUCGCCCAUGUCGGCACUACUGCAGCACCGGCCGAGGAAGAUGACGAUGACUACGUCUAUGACGUGUAUAUUCGUCGCCCCCUGGCGGAGAGCGACAUGCUCAGGAACCCGCUGGCUGAGCUGGAGUCCGAGCAACAGAUGAAGCAGCUGGAGGCAGCGAGCCGCGGCAUUGGUGUAAUCGUCAUUACUGCCGAGGACGAGGAGUAUUGGGAGCAUUUCGUGGAGGAUGAUGAGCAGGCGUGGGAUAGCGAGGAUGCGGACUCGAAUGCUGAAGACAACCCUGCCAACGACUACCCGGACGAGGAAGCCUCUUCAUCGGACGAGGACGAUGACCCGAGCAACCGUCGGCAGCGCGGUGCAUACGAUGAUUGGGACUCUGAUAUGGACGGCUACGGCAGUGAGUACGGCGACCGGUACAGGUCCGGCUAUGGAUAUUCCCACCGGUACGGUGGGAAUAGGGACUCAGACGAGGAUAGCGGCUGA